AUGUGGAGGCUUAGGAUCGGAGCUGAGGCUGGACAAGACCCUCACUUGUUCAGCACCAACAACUACCUCGGGAGGCAGAUUUGGGAAUUUGAUGCCUAUGCAGGCUCUCCAGAGGAACUCGCCGAGGUCGAGGAGGCUCGCCGGAAUUUCUCUGAUAACCGGUCACAUUUCAAAGCUAGUGCUGAUCUCCUUUGGCGUAUGCAGUUUCUGAGGGAGAAGAAGUUCAAACAGAAGAUUCCACGAGUGAGAAUAGAGGACGCAGAGAAAAUAACAUAUGAAGACGCAAAGACGACUCUAAGAAGAGGGUUACUCUAUAUGGCGGCAUUGCAAGCUGAUGAUGGACAUUGGCCUGCUGAAAACUCUGGUUGCAUGUUCUUUAUUGCCCCCUUUGUCAUAUGCUUGUAUAUCACUGGCCACCUGGAUAAAAUCUUCUCUCAAGAGCAUCGGAAAGAGAUGCUGCGUUACAUGUACAACCAUCAGAACGAAGAUGGUGGGUGGGGGAUACACGUAGAAAGCCACAGUUUUAUGUUCUGCACGGUACUCAACUAUAUUUGCCUAAGAAUAUUUGGAGUAGAAGCAGAUCAUGAUGGUGAAAAAAGUGCUUGCGCAAGGGCUCGUAAAUGGAUAUUAGAGCACGGUGGUGCUACCUAUACGCCAUUGUUCGGAAAAGCUUGGCUUUCGGUUCUUGGAGUGUAUGAUUGGUCUGGCUGCAAACCUAUACCGCCUGAGUUCUGGCUCAUUCCUUCUUCUUCUCCUAUUAAUGGAGGCACUCUAUGGAUUUAUUUGCGGGAUGUUUUCAUGGGUUUAUCAUACUUGUAUGGUAAAAAAUUUGUAGCUGCACCAACACAUCUCAUUCUAGAGCUCCGUGAAGAGAUUUAUCCUCAGCCUUACGUGAGAAUCGUUUGGAGCCAAGCUCGUAAUCGAUGCGCAAAGGAAGAUCUCUACUUUCCACAAUCAUUUGUACAAGACUGGUUUUGGAAAAUUGUUCAUAUGUUGUCGGAAAAUAUCUUCAACCUUUGGCCUUUCAGUAAAUUUAUAAGGCAAAAAGCUCUCCAGAAAACUAUGGAACUCAUUCACUACCAUGACCAAGCCACUCGGUACAUUACCGGUGGAGCUAUCCCAAAGCCAUUUCACAUGCUUGCUUGUUGGGUUGAAGAUUCAGAGAGUGAUUAUUAUAAGAAGCAUAUUGCUCGAGUCCCUGGUUUCAUAUGGAUUGGCGAGGAUGGCCUGAAAAUCCAGACUUUUGGUAGCCAAAUAUGGGAUACAGCCUUCUUGAUGCAAGUCAUGUUAGAUGCUGAUGUUGACGAUGAAAUUAGAUCAACGCUCGUAAAGGGAUACUCUUACUUGAGGAAAUCUCAGCUUACAGAGAACCCUCCUGGUGAUCAUAUCAAAAUGUUCCGAGACAUAUCAAAAGGUGCUUGGAGUUUUUCAGACAAAGAUCAAGGAUGGCCUGUUAGUGAUUGCAUUUCUGAGAGUUUAAAGUGCUGCCUGAUCUUCGAGAGCAUGCCGUCUGAGUUCAUUGGUGAGAAAAUGGAUGUGGAGAGGCUUUAUGAUGCCAUAAAUAUACUUCUCUACUUGCAGGGCAGUAACGGAGGUAUCUCAAUAUGGGAGUCAGCCCCUGGUAAAACAUGGCUAGAGUGGCUUAAUCCCGUGGAGUUUGUUGAAGAGACAAUCGUGGAGCAUGAGUCUCUAGAAUGCACGGGAUCGGCGAUAGUAGCAUUAGCUCAGUUCAUGAAACAGUUUCCAAGGCAUAGAAGGGAAGAGGUUGAAGGUUUUAUAACCAAGGGAGUGAAAUACAUAGAGGACUUGCAAAUGCCGGAUGGUUCAUGGUAUGGAAAUUGGGGUGUAUGCUUCAUUUAUGCGACCUUCUUUGCGGUUCGAGGUCUAGUGGCUGCAGGGAAGACUUACCAUAACUGUGAGGCGAUUCGUAGAGCGGUUCUGUUCCUUCUCGAGAAACAGAACGUUGAAGGCGGUUGGGGUGAGAGUUAUCUCUCUUGCCCAAACAAGAAAUAUAUUCCUUUGGAUGGAAACAAGACCAAUGUGGUGAAUACAGGACAAGCACUGAUGGUUCUAAUUAUGAGUUGUCAGAUGGAUAGAGAUCCUUUGCCUGUUCAUCGCGCCGCAAAAGUGCUUAUCAAUUCGCAAAUGGAUAACGGUGAUUUCCCACAACAGGAAAUAAGGGGAGCUUACAAGAUGAAUUUGCUGCUGCAUUAUCCAACUUAUAGGAACAUGUUCACUCUUUGGGCACUAACAUAUUACACAAAAGCUCUCCGGAGGAUUUGA
Messenger RNA from Arabis nemorensis, 2283 nucleotides. The record is from the annotation of a GenBank genome assembly. NCBI's taxonomy places the organism in Eukaryota, Viridiplantae, Streptophyta, Magnoliopsida, Brassicales, Brassicaceae.